This is a messenger RNA of Penicillium angulare, 1500 nucleotides long. Its product is annotated as NAD-dependent succinate-semialdehyde dehydrogenase. Gene Ontology annotation, molecular function: succinate-semialdehyde dehydrogenase (NAD+) activity. NCBI's taxonomy places the organism in Eukaryota, Fungi, Ascomycota, Eurotiomycetes, Eurotiales, Aspergillaceae. The transcript has 4 exons. The record is from RefSeq and is a predicted model, not a curated record. Bases 1 to 1500 code for a protein of 499 amino acids.
AUGGCCAACAAGUACGAGCUUCCAUUCAAGCUAGCCGAUCCUUCGCUGCUACACUUUGACUCAUUCGUGGGCGAUAAAUGGGUCGAGUCAACGAGCGGAAAGCGCUUUGAGGUUCUAGAUCCGGGAACUGAUAAGGCAUGGGCAAGCUGUCCCACAAACACCGCCGACGAUGUCUCCGCAGCUGUUGAAACAGCACACGCUGCAUUCGAGGACUUCCGAAAAGUGAACCCCCGGCAGCGAGCCAAGUGGCUGUUGAAAUGGUACGACUUGACCGUGCAGGCAAGAGAUGACCUUGCCCAGAUCAUCACCCACGAGACAGGAAAGCCUCUAGCCGAAGCCUACGGAGAAAUGGAUUAUUCACUGGGAUUCCUAUGGUGGUUUGCAGGAGAAGCGGAGCGUAUUCAAGGUUCCGUGUCACAGGCUGCCAUACCAAAUCGCCGCAUCUUUACUAUUAAGCAGCCAAUCGGUGUCGCAGCUGCCUUGGUGCCGUGGAACUUCCCCGUCGCAAUGGUGCUACGGAAGGCUGGUGCCGCUCUAGCGGCAGGCUGUACCAUUAUUGUGAAGCCUAGUCCCGAGACUCCCAUCUCGGUUCUAGUCCUAGUUGAGCUUGCCAAGCGAGCGGGAAUUCCUGCUGGUGUCUUGAAUGUCUUGACCACCGAUCUGGAGAAUACACCACCGCUGAGUGAGGCUCUGUGCAAGCACCCGCUCGUGAAGAAGGUAACCUUUACGGGAUCGACGAGGGUCGGUAAGCUUGUUGCAUCGCACUGCGCACUAGGCCUGAAGAAGGUGACUCUCGAGCUUGGAGGAAACUGUCCUUUCAUCGUUUUUGAUGAUGCCAACUUAGACCAGGCGCUAGACCAGCUUAUGACGUUGAAAUGGCGCCAUGCAGGACAGGCUUGCAUUACUGCUAACCGGAUAUACGUUCAAUCGGGUGUCUACGAUCGCUUUGCAGCACUGCUGAAGGAACGUACUGCUGCUCUAGUCGUUGGCCAUGGAUCAGCCAAGGACACCACGAUGGGCCCAUUGACAACCCCGCGUAGUAUUGACAAAGCUCUCGCUCAGGUCGAGGAUGCCCGUAACCAUGGCGCAAAGGUGCUAUGUGGUGGAAACCGUGUUAGCUCGCAACCAGGGUAUUUCUUCGAGCCUACAAUUCUCUCUGGAAUGACGGAUGAGAUGCAAAUUUCGCAAGAGGAAUCCUUUGCCCCGAUCGCAGCGCUUUAUCACUUCGAGACAGAAGACCAAGCGGUGAAAAUGGCGAAUGACACCAGCAUGGGAUUGGCGAGUUACGCAUUCACCAAGAACAUCGAUCGGAUGUGGCGUUUGUUGGAGAAUUUGGAGGCCGGAAUGAUUGGAAUGAAUACCGGUAACCAAUCGGCUGCCGAAUCGCCGUUUGGUGGGAUGAAGGAGUCGGGGUAUGGCAAGGAGAGCGGGAAGGAUGUUGCGGUGCAGGAAUAUUUGAUCACGAAAACGGGAACCUUGACGAUUGAGGGCCAAUACUGA